AGCCGGUGACCGACUUCGGCUUCACAGUGUCGACUUACUGCUUUUCCCUCGUCGGAUUACACUUCAAGGAAGACGGAAGGCUCCAGGUGCGAGGCCAGGUUCAGGGAAAUCGGUGUCAUCACAUCACAGCUCAUGUGAGGACAAGUCAUGGCUGGGAAGCCUUUCCGGGCCACCUACAUCUGGAGCAGCAUCAUCUCCAAUCUCCACACUCAGGUGGAGGUCAAGCGCCGGCGCCACAACCUCAAGUCCUACCAUGACUGCUUCCUGGGCUCGGACGCCGUGGAUGUGGUGUUGGCACACAUCACCCUGAACCGCUUCUUCGGCGAUGAGGACGUGCCGCGCUACAAGGCCGUCCGUCUCUGCCAGGCCCUGAUGGACUCGAGGGUGUUCGAGCCGGUGGGAAUUAAAGUGUUUGGGAAGGAGAAGAAGCGAGCGACGUUUGAGGACAGCAGUUUCAGUUUGUACAGGUUCCUGAGCCCGACCACCACCUCCUCAUCAUCGCUGGCCGACGUCAACUCUCACUCCACCAGCACCAUCGAGAGCGGCUAUGACUCACCGAGCAUGAACAGGAACAAGAACAGCUAUAGUCCAUCACAUGAAAGACACGAGGUGCUGGGCUACUCCACCCACUCCCCUGUUAACACGGACAAGUCACUGGAGGACGUGCUGGGAAACCUCAACCUGAGCUCGACCGUCACCCCCCAGAUGAUGAACCUCGGCCUCUCGCAAGAGCUGGUGUAUGAGGUGUGGCACCAGCAGGCUGUGUUCAGGCUGUUGCAGCUGGUAGAGCUCCCCCUGCUGGAGAACCUGUUGGAGGGCAAGGACGCAUCUCGGCCUCCGCUGCACACUAUGGACAGUGACCCGGACCUGUUGUACACAUCGAGCUACCUGGAUCGAGAGGUCCUCAAGGCUUUCGGUGAAGCCCAGGCCGAUGAGUGGAUGUCAGGGGCCGUGGACUGUCUGGAGUUCCUGCCUGAUGAACUGGUGGUGGAGGUCAGCCGAGGUUUGGCCGGUUGCUCGAACGACCUGCUCCAGAGUAAGAAGCUGCUGUACGAGGUGCUGGCUCAGCAUUAUGGACACACACAGCAGCCGCCGCUCCUCAGCAACCACGUUUUUGACAUCCACUCGGGCAUCUCGGAGCUACUCGUGAACGGCAAGCGGGAGCAGGCUCUGGAGGCUCUGCAGCUGAGCCUGAAGCUGCAGGACUCUCGCAGCAGGGAGGAGCUUCGCAGACUCCUGAGAUUCAUGGCCACUGCAGCCAGAUUACAAGAGGUCAAACUGCACAAAGAGAUUGAGAACAGAAUGGCGGUGAAAAGGUCUUUCUCGAGUGCCAUCGUCUACAGCAGGAGACUCCCCAAAGGAAAGGUGGACUUGAUGGUUCUGUUCAUGAUGGAUAACCACUGCGACCUUUUCAAAAUUCCUGUAACUCUGCACAAGAUGGUGAGCGACAGAAUCACAAACAUUGUAAAAGGGAAAGAUCCAGACAUGAUAACAGGAACGACGUUCUGCACAAGGUUGAGCCCCAAGGCCUUUUCAGAAAACACACAAAAAACCACGAAAGAGGAGCUUUGGUCUUUACUGCGGACGAUCCACGAGAACACGGAACUCUCCAUCAGAGAGAAGAGACGGCUGCUGGGACAGUUUUACAAAGGCCAUCCGGAGAUAUUUGUUCAGUAUUUUGGAAAUAGAUUGUCCAGUAUCAACAUGUUGCUACGGUAAAAAAUGUAUAUAAAAAAAAAAAGGUCAUGUAUUAUAAUGUAAAAAGAUAAACAUGUAAAAAGAGGAGCCGAUGUGAAGAUUGGUGGUAUAGUGAAUAUUAGCCGGCAUGUAAAUAUUUAAAGCUACUGAAAAAGAAUGUGAAGUUUGAAAAGAUACUCUUAAUAAGCUGCAAUAUUUAAGGACAUAUUUACUUGUCUUAUAUUUUAGAUAUUUAUUUGGUGCAGGACACUAACAUGAAAUGUCCGUGAAACCUCCAGAAUGACAAAAUGCAAUCUGGCAUUAGUUUUAUUUUUUUUUUAUGUUUUUGCACUGCGCUGUGUCUUGAUGGCGUUUUUUGCGUCUGCAGCCAGUAAGGAUAAGUCUGCACAGGACUUUUACAUGGACAUAUUCUUUGUGCUAUUGCAAUAGGAACAGUGGUAGCAAUUUCAAAAAAGAAAACGUGCCUGUUCAUAUGGUUUGUGGAGCCAUGUGAUGGAAAUUUGAAAGUCUGAUGUGCUGUUGCAAACAGUCAGAGACAUUCAGGAGAAUCAUCCCUCUGGGCUUUUGUGUUUGUUGCUACAAAACAGAUGUCAGCAAGUUUUUCUUUUUUCUUUCUUUCUUUUUGACUUAAAACCCUUUGCUGCAUUGUCUGAUUAAAAGAGAACAAUGUCCACAAAUGUUCCUGGUCGUGAGAUAUUUUGCAGAACUUUAUGCUCUAACACAAGAAGAGCUGUGGACUUUAUGUUCAGUUAGAUUUGUUGCUACUGGAGAGAAAAAACAAGAGUGAGAAGGA
Messenger RNA from Platichthys flesus (European flounder), 2491 nucleotides. It is a transcript of the gene depdc7a, whose product is annotated as DEP domain containing 7, paralog a. The transcript has 9 exons. Gene Ontology annotation, biological process: intracellular signal transduction. Lineage: Eukaryota; Metazoa; Chordata; Actinopteri; Pleuronectiformes; Pleuronectidae. Bases 148 to 1719 code for a protein of 523 amino acids. The record is from RefSeq and is a predicted model, not a curated record.